Tribolium castaneum (red flour beetle) is the source of this 1444-nucleotide messenger RNA. RefSeq lists its product as uncharacterized. The record is from RefSeq and is a predicted model, not a curated record. NCBI's taxonomy places the organism in Eukaryota, Metazoa, Arthropoda, Insecta, Coleoptera, Tenebrionidae. The transcript is spliced from 6 exons. Bases 98 to 1411 code for a protein of 437 amino acids.
UAUUUACUAAGGUCAAGUACUUAUUAAAUUUAUCAGGUUGGGUUUAUUUAUUUGUGUUCAGACCUCAGCAACAGCUGCGAAUGCUCAGUACUCAAAAAUGGAUAAUAAAGACUUGUAUGUCGUGGGUGCUGAAUUUAAGGAAUUGCAGUAUGACGGGUUUUGGGAUUGGUUUGUUAGAGUGUCUGACCUGAGUAUUCACUUAAAAUACGAACCCACUUACCUGAUUUCUCAAUUUGCCUUUAUAUUUGGUGGUAUAGCAACAUUACUUCAUGCUUUAAUUCGAGGAGGCAGAUUACCCUAUCUAUGGUUGGGGAUUUUGAUUCAUGGAAUAGUUGUAGAAUGUAUGUGUUACAUACUUCCGGAUAUCGACAAUUUUUGGCAUUCGCAAACUCCGAUAAUAUUUUUAGGACGAAGACUCCCGUUGCACAUCAUGUUCUUAUAUCCCUGUUUUAUCUACAAUUCUUCAAUCGGCGUUGCCAAAAUGCGUCUCCCACUUUGGGCUGAACCAUUCGCCGUGGGCCUAGGUUCCGUGCUAGUGGACAUUCCGUACGACAUUGUAAGCGUAAAUUUUCUGCACUGGACUUGGCACGACACUGACCCAAAUAUCGCAGACAGACACUACUGGGUCCCGUGGAAUUCCUACUAUUUCCACGCAACUUUUGCCGCAAGUUUUACGUUUUGGUUCCACUUUACGAGAAAAUUGAUUUGCAAAAGCGAAGGAAAAUGGAUCGCUGAUAAAAAUCCCAUCAAGGAGAUUUUAUGUUCGACCAUUGCUGGAAUUUUAGGCACACCGGGAGGGAUUCUCAUGUUUAUCCCGAUUUACCACCCUUUACACGACAUUUACAAAAUUCACUCUGAAGUCACUUUUUUCAUACUGUUUGUGAUUUUCCUUUUGAUUAUAUGGUCGGCUGAUCGCACUCCGAAAGAUACAGUUGAGGCGAAAAAUAAUCAACACACUACAUACUGGAGUACUUGGUUAUUGAUCGCCCAUUUAUUCAUACACUAUAUCAGUUUUUUGAUUAUUCCUAUAUUUUUCAACCCCGAGGAUGAAAUUGCGAUGGGUGUUAAAGAACCAAUCGGACCUUGUGACGAAUAUGUGCCAAUUCAAACCGCAUUCGGAAUGACGUUACAAAAACGAAGAUAUUUGUGCGCAACAGAUUACGAUGAGAAAUAUUUCGAUUGGCAUUGUUUACCUGGAGGCAAGCCCCCGUCCGAAGGCUCCUAUUGGUACACAGCCUGUGGUGUCCCUCUACCAAACAGGGUAGAGACAAUUGCCAUAAUUAGCCUAAUAUGUUUGUUGGGCGCCACUGUAUAUGGAAAUCUACAUUUCAGGUCAAGUGGUGAUCAAGUGUUCACUCACAAGAGCCAAACCGAAAAAACUGUAAAAACGAAAAAAUCGAAAAAACAUUAAGGCAAUAAAAAAUCCCCUAAGUUAUCAAAAGAA